CGAGGGGAGGGGGAGAGCGGUCGGUCCAUGACAUGAAUGAACCAUGUUCGGUAACGGAGGGUUAGCUCUCCCGGUCUGCUCCUUUCUGCUGCUGCAGCUCCCGCUUCUCCUGCUGGCGAACAACUGGCCCGUUAAGGACAGAAGUGAAGGGAGGGUGGAGCAGCAUCACAUCCAUCUACAAUCACACAGCCAUGGAGGUUUGAUCAGCAAACAAUCAAGCAACAAGGAGGAGGUGUUUCAAUGGUGGGGGGAAUGGUCCAGUUGGUCUUCUUGUUCCAGGAGCUGUGGAGGAGGAGUGAGGAGUCAGGAGAGACACUGUCUCAUACAGAGGCUGUCAACCACACAGAACAACAGCUCAUACUGUGUUGGCUCUCCUAAACAGUACCAGCUCUGUCCAAACCAGCCCUGUCCCAGCCCCAGUGUUAGCUUCAAACAGCACCAGUGUUCCCAAUUUAACUCCAAAGCCUUUGGAAGAAGAUACUACCACUGGGUACCUCUUUACCCAGCUGAUUACAUCAGCAUCUCCAAUAAGCCAUGUGACCUGCAGUGUACAACCAUCAGUGGUGAGCGACAGCUCCUAGUUCCUGCCCACGAUGGUACAUUCUGCCGGGAUACUAAAUACCAUGGCGUCUGUAUAGAGGGAAUAUGUCAGCCUGUAGGAUGUGAUGGGGAGCUGUACAGCAGUAAGGCAGUGGAUAGAUGUGGAGUGUGUGGAGGCAACGGGGAGUCAUGCCAGCGAAUCUCUGGAUCAUACAGGACGGCACUCACACAGUUAGGCUAUGUGUUCAUCACCAACAUCCCCGCUGGAGCCACUGACAUUCAGAUCAUAGAGAGACACAAGACUGAGAACAUCCUGGCCCUGUCGGACGAACAUGGACAUUUCUUCUUUAAUGGAAACACAGUGUUUGACAACCCACAAAACUUCCGUGUGGCAGGAACAGUGUUCAAAUACAGACGUCCAAGCAAUGUGUUCUCUGAUGGCCUGGAGUACAUCAUUGCACAGGGACCAACACUGCAGGGCCUCAAUGUUAUGUACUACAACUUGAAUGGGAAGCUCCCCCACAUCACCUACGAGUACACCAUCCCCCUCGAGUCUUAUGACAUCACUGCUGCAGAGGGUGUCACUACAAGCCCUGGCCACUCCCACCUUAACUUCACCUAUAAUGAGCUGGGAGCUGAUGACCAGUCAGAUAUGCAGCUGUCAGAAGAAGAAGAGGAGGAGGAGGAAGUUGUGUGGGAAAUCAGGACGCCCAGCCCUCCACCGCCAGCGGCCAUGUUGGUCUACAGACCAGCCGAUGUCACCAGUCAUGUGUUCACCCACAAUGAUGUGGAAGAGCAGGGACCUCCUGCGCCAUCAGGUUACCGGAGUUCCUCCAAUUCAAUUGAUGAGCCGUCCACUGUGGACGAAAACACACUGGUGCUCUCUUUUCCAGGUAGUGUUCAUUCAGCAGCUCUGCCUGAAGAAGCCCCGUAUCUGCUGCUGGAGGAGCUACAAUACAACCAGACCCACUCAAACACACACACCCUCACACAGUCAAACAAAUACUCUGUCACACACACUCUCCCUGAGCCUCAUUCACCAGCAGAAACACAAGCGGAUACAUUGUCUCCCGCAGACUCAGAAACACACACAGACACACAGCUGGAAAAACACUCAGACACACAUUCGGUCACGCACACAGAAACAGAACUCGUCCCACACUCGGACUCACCCACUGCCAUCUUGGUGCAGCUGCAGCAGGUGUCUGCAGUCCAGGCAGCCAACACAGAGAGCAAUGACUUUGAUGUGGGUCUCGACCCAGAUAUUAGUCUGGCAGACAUGUAUCGCUGGAAGGUUUCUGCUUAUGCUCCGUGCAGCUCAACCUGUACAACAGGUAUCACAACUAGUUAUGCCCUGUGUGUCCGUUAUGAUGGAACUGAAGUGGACGACAGUUACUGUGACUCUCUGACUAGGCCAGAGCCCACCCAUGAGUUCUGCACCGGGAAGGAAUGUCCUCCAAGGUGGGAGACCAGUGGUUGGAGCGAGUGCUCUCGAACCUGUGGCGAGGGAGUUCAGUACCGCACUGUGCGCUGCUGGAAGAUGCUGUCGCCAGGUCUUGACUCCUCCGUCUAUGAUUCACUGUGUCUGGCACAUGACCUGCACAAACCUGCUAACAGAAAGGUCUGCCUCGGCCAGAGUUGUGGACCACAGUGGGAGGUGUCUGACUGGUCACAGUGCUCGGCACGUUGUGGCUCGCGUGGUGUUCGGACCCGGGAGGUUCGAUGCUCCAUGGAGAUGAGACUAUGUAACAAGUCCUCUCAGCCAAUAGAAAAUCAGGAGUGUGAGGGCCCGCCCUGUGACAGAAGAUGGACAGUUUCCGACUGGGGACCUUGCUCAGGUGUGUGUGGAGAGGGACGGAUGGUGCGUGCUGUGACGUGUCGUUCGUCAGGUGGGUUAGUGAUGUCAGAGGAGCAGUGUGACCAAUCACUACGUCCACUGGCCAUCUAUCCCUGUGGGGACAGAAACUGCGCCCCACACUGGGUGGAACAAGAAUGGCAGCAGUGUAACGCCACCUGUGGCCGGGGGGUGCGACAGCGUCAGGUGGUGUGUGCUGGGCUGGAAGGUGGUGUGUUCAAAGAGUUUCCAGACAGUAGCUGUGACCAAAAUAACAAACCAGAUACCAGCUCCUCCUGCUUCCAGAGACCCUGCUCCAAAUGGUUCACCACAUCCUGGUCCCAGUGCAGUAAGACCUGUGGGAGUGGUGUUCAGGUUCGAGAAGUCAAGUGUUACCAGGGGGAGGAGCUAGUAACCAGGGGCCACAGCUGUGACUCAGCCCUCAAGCCAGAAGCCAGACAGAGCUGUGAGAUCCAGAGCUGUCCGACAGACGCCCCAGCAUCGGCUCCAGUAGCAUCAGUAGCGGUAGACGACUCCUGCCAAGAUAAGCCAACAGCCAACUGUGCCCUCGUCCUCAAAGUGAAACUGUGCUCCCAUUGGUACUACAGAAAGGCCUGCUGCCAGUCCUGUAAGGCACCAAGACCCUGAGGUGUCAACUGUAACCUCCCUCCUUGACCCCUCAACACCAACCACUGGUCACACCACAUCAUUUUUGGUGCUACACAAAAGCCUGCUGCUAGCAAUGUACGGCCUUAGGACAUCAACAUUUACCAUAUUAAUGUUAGCCUACCACUGAUGUCAAAGGUCAAUCUGUGGUCACUGCCUUUUACUUGUCAAUGUUAUUCCUUUACUCUUCUUCUCUCAGUCUCCUAGAAGUGAAUCCUUUGUUUGAGGAAGCAUCAUCACUACUAAGAAUAAUGCAAUCAUAAUGCAAACACUUCUACAGUAAAGUACUUUUGAAGACAGAGCACUGUAGCAAUAUUUUACAACUGAAAAUUGACAGACAACAGACAAGCUCCUCAGACAGAGGCCCUGACCACCUCCUACCCAGACAAUGUGAAGAUAGACUAGCUUUAGACACACUGGGAUGUCUGCUCAUCUGUUUACUCACCUCUACAACAGCACAUGCAAAUCAGCCUUUUAAAAAUAACCUUCCUCCAGUGUUUCCAGUACUUUAUUUUGUAUCUCACCAUUUUAAGGGAUAAGAUCCCUUACGAACUCUUGUUCUGUCUGUCACUCCAAGUAUGCCCCCUCAAGUUCUGUUUAGUAAAUGUCUAUAAUCUAUCAUUACCUCACUCCUUUCUUUAAGGUGCUAUGUUCCAUGAAGAAAUGGUGGAUCCAAAGUUCAUGAAAGACCUAAUGCAGCUUUGUUGUUAGUGUGGCAUCUGGCCAGGACAGACAAGACCAGGGAAACAUUGUGACUGGGGUUCUCAGUGUUUAGUCCUGUCCUGCUUUACAUAAACAGCCUCAUACAGACUGUUGGGUUUGGCUUUACUGCUGGUGCAUUGAUGAUUUGUAAAUAUGCUCUUUUUCUGCCACUGUCCAUUUUGACUAGAAAACAACAAGCUGGAGCUUUGUCCUCAUCCAGCAGGCGGUCCAAACGAACUUUGAGAUAACUGCAACAUGAAGACAGUUAUCAUUAAUUCAACUCACUGCAACAUUAGCUGACAGAAGAAAUCCCAUUCAUUCAUUCAAUGCAUAAUCUCAAAAAAUCUACGAUAAACACAUUCCUUUAGAUGCUGACACUACACUAUAUCAACAAAACUCACUGACUCUGGUGUCAUUCAGAGACAAUCAUGAGGAUGUGUCCUUUAUACCAGCAAACACCAGUCUAGCUUUAGUCUAAACCAACUGCUUAGUGUUUACAUAAAAAGUUGGACUUUUGGGGCAAUUUGUUUAUACGAAAUUGUUUAUGGUCCAAUCCAGACUGCGAUGAGAAUCAUCAUCAUCAGUUUCAUCCCUGUCGGUCCUAAGUUGAUAUAUGUUCAGUAUGUUUUGAGACUUGAUUAGCACAAAGCCUGGGGGUAGUUAGAAACCACUGGCAUACUGUAUAUAACAUACCUAUCUGUCGGGAAUGAUACAAAUCUUCAAACAACUCUUCAGCUGUUAUUUAAGCAUUUCUUCAAGCCUUUGUAGUGUGUCAUUCUAAAGGUGCAUAGUUUGGACAGUUUCAGUAUUACUAUCCAAUCCUUGAAGCAAUUGAGUAAAUGAAAGUGCUAUGAAAAGCAUCAUCUGCAGGUACAUGAAUUCUUAAGAACCUGGGUACUUUCAUGUCAACGUUUCACAUGUGACGGCUCGAGUAGAGACUAAAUGGAACUGCAUUACUGUUGAGUUACUGUACAAGCAGAGCAGAAACAGCGGAGGAACAGGAACGUGGUGCUACAGAAUGCUGGGGCCAAACUCAUCUAUCCAAAACACUGUGUGAACAUGGCUGUUGGUGUCGCUCAGUCCCAGAGUGUUGUUUACCUAUUGUUACA
Pleuronectes platessa (European plaice) is the source of this 4851-nucleotide messenger RNA. Its product is annotated as ADAMTS-like protein 2. Gene Ontology annotation, cellular component: extracellular matrix. Gene Ontology annotation, molecular function: metalloendopeptidase activity. The coding region runs from base 44 to 3022 and encodes 992 amino acids. NCBI's taxonomy places the organism in Eukaryota, Metazoa, Chordata, Actinopteri, Pleuronectiformes, Pleuronectidae. The transcript is spliced from 21 exons. Gene Ontology annotation, biological process: extracellular matrix organization. The record is from RefSeq and is a predicted model, not a curated record.